Molecule: messenger RNA, 1428 nt
Organism: Cladocopium goreaui
Lineage: Eukaryota; Dinophyceae; Suessiales; Symbiodiniaceae
Source: the annotation of a GenBank genome assembly
AUGUUGCGCCAAGGCUUUCACCCCGAGAUCCCCGAAUUUGGAUUUGGAGACCCCACGUCCUACAGAUUGACCAAAGAAGUCAUUGAUGCCACCAAAAUGUGUGGUGCUGUGCGGCAUGGGGCAGAGUGCUUCAACUUCUACUUCCCUCAGGAACUGGACUCAGAGUACCUAAUCAUUUGGGAUGGCUUCGAAGGGAAGCCGUGGUCGUAUCGAAACUCAGCAGGUUUGCUGGAAUUUCUACUCGCAAGAGUCCAGGAUGGCUACAGUUUUCCUAUGAAUCCAGUGUGGCCGGUCCGUGACGAGGGAUGGUAUGAGGUCUUUAAUGCUCUUGUCAAGAGCCCGGACGCGCAAGACUGCUUAGCAGCGUGGUUUCCCAAAGAGUCGGGCGUGGUGGAAUAUGUAGAAAAGCUUCACAAACUUUAUCGGGAUGGCUUUCAUAUUUUCACAGGUUUUGACCGAAUGCAUCGUGCAGGCAGCACCUCCAAUUGGUUGAAACUGCGUGAAUUUGCCUUGUGCAGCGAGCUGCAAUUGUUGGAAUCGCAAGUGGCAGAAGCUGCAGCAGGAAUUGUCAGGGGACCUGGCGGAGCGGACCGGCAUGUCAGGUCUCGCAAUGAUUCGCAAUGGCCCAACGAGGCUAUCCCAGCAGCCAUGAUGGCUCCUGCGGGUCUUCCACUGGAGGGUGCCAGGUUGGAGCUGGCUCUUGCACAGCAAUGCGUGCAAAGAGCUCUCGCUAAAGACGUUGAUGAUGAAUGGCUCUGCAUAGGAGCUGAUGAUGGGGUGCUCUCAGAAGCAGCAGAGCUUCUCGGCACUGCACGCAGCGAGCGGGAUGCCGCGGAGGCCACUCUGCUACACCAGCGCGCAGCACGCAUUGAGCUUUUGCAAAGGCUACAUGAUGUGACAAGGCAAAAUGCAAAGGCCCUUGAGAAGCAUCAGGUGGAGCUAGACAAGGAGGCGGAUGUGGAGAAACAGCUCAAGGCACUGUGCGAGGAGCGGGAACGAGAGACCCAGGAAAUUCGGGAAGAGGUUCUGGCCCAGGGCAGACGACUAGAUGCCCGAAAUACAGUGACCAGCUUCUUCCAGGUGCCACCCCGAGACGUGGCCCGGAGACAUUUGAAGGCUCAUCAGGAGGCUGAAGAAGCUAAAGUGAUCUUGCAACUCAAAAGAAUCUCGGAUUCACAUUUGGCAAGAGCCCAGGGAGAGCAGAACAAGGUAGAGCAGAAAAUCGAGAAUCUAAAAGCAAAACACGAAAAAAAGAUGGGAGAUUUGCAGGAUCAAUGGCAAAGAAGGAAGUCCGGGUCAAAGUGCAAACUUCAUACCUUCUUCACAACUCUUCGAUUCGUUCAUGAGUCCAUGAGAUGGCCUACAAGGUCUUGUUUACACGAUCUUAGAAGUAUUUUCAGAUGCUGGGGCACCCAGGCAAAAGCAUGA